AUGGACCUAAAUUUUUAUUCGGAUCUGUCGGCCGGGACUGAACAGCCGGUCGAUUCAGAGUUCCUGGAUUCCCAGCCCUACAACGGAUAUGAUUCCGGUAAUAAGUUCCCAGGAGGCAGUGAAACCUACCUGACAAUUAGCGGGCCCAGCCAUCCUUUUCUUUCCUCUGAGCAGACCUUCCAUACCCCAAGUCUGGGCGAUGAAGAGUUUGAGAUUCCACCCAUUUCCUUGGAUCCUGACUCAGCCCUCAGCAUUGAGGAUGUUGAGGCCCACUUUGGAGAGUUAGCAGAGGGGUCUGGAAAUGUUGGGGGACAUGUGGGCACAAGCAACCUCGCCAGGAACGCUGUUGUGGGAGCAAAUGACCCCUCUUUUGCUUCCACAUUUGUGAACCCAUCAUCCCAGGGUCUGGAUCAUCUGACCUUGGGAAUGAUGAACCAGCCAGGAGGGGGUGCUCUUUUGGGCUCGGCUUUAGGCGUGGAUCUGGGCCACGCUGUGGGCUCCCAUUUCAGCAGCUCUUCUCCUGUAACAAUUGACGUCCCAUUGAAUGACAUAAACCACGGCCUAUUGGGACACAGUCAGCUCACAACCAUUGACCAAUCGGAGUUAAAUGCGCAGCUAGGGCUUGGCCUUGGAGGUGGGACUGCCUUAUCUCGUUCAAAGUCUCCUGACCAACCACUGUCAGCCACUCCUUCUCCUGCCGAGUCUCUCCAGGAUGAAGAUAUGGAGGACUUCAGACAGACUAUGCUGGUAGACUCUCCUGUCUCUCUCUCUGCUUCUCCCAUCGUUGUCUCCCACAUCCCCAACGUGACGGGCUCCACCCUGGCUCCAUCCACCUCCAAUAGCCCUGCCACAGUCAGAAGAGUGGGUGGCAAGCCUACCAUCGAGGCUAUGAGCACGGCAGGUACCGCAGCAGCGGCACUGGGGUCAAAGAAAGGGAAGAAGAAGAAGGACCCCAAUGAGCCUCAGAAGCCAGUUUCUGCUUAUGCGCUGUUCUUCAGGGACACUCAGGCAGCUAUUAAGGGCCAAAACCCCAACGCAACCUUUGGGGAGGUGUCCAAAAUAGUGGCCUCCAUGUGGGACAGUCUUGGGGAGGAGCAAAAACAGGUUUAUAAGAGGAAAACAGAAGCAGCAAAGAAGGAUUAUUUGAAAGCACUGGCAGCUUACAGAGCAAACCAGCUUUCAAAACCUUCUGUUGAGGUGAUAGACGCUGCUCCAUCCACCCCUCCGUCAGCCCCCAUGCCCGCGCCGGCCCCUCCCGUCCCGUCUGUCCGUCCCGUGCGACUCGCCCACAACCCCGACCAGAACACCAUCACCAACAUCUGUGCAUCUAACAUCAUCCUGGACAUACCCCAGGUCACCACUCGCUCUCGCACAGGCUCUCUGCCUCCAGCCCCCGUCUCCAACCCCGCCCCUGCUCCCACCGUCACCAAAAUCAUCAUCUCCAAACAGAUGCUCCAGCCCACCGCCGGCGCUCCUCUCUCAGCGGCGGGAGCAGCCGGUGCCCGCCAACCCCCGCCGCUCCAGCAAAUGCUGAACACCCCUCCUCCCCCGCGUCUCCAGCAGAUGGUACAUUCCCCUGCCCCACCUCCUCUUCAGGCUAAACCACGUGGAGGGGUAGGAGCUCCUGUGUCAGUCACAGCCACACCACCCCCUCCUCUUCAAAUCAAGAUCAUACCAGCCUCUGCACAGUCAGACAUGACCACACCCAUUAUUGUUACAUCAGCAACAGAUGGCAGCAUAACGGGCUCCUCAUCAGCCUUGGAUGUUGCUGCGGCAGCACACUCAGCCCCAAGUGGGAUGCAGUCCACCAGUGUAGUGGCCAGUCCAAAACAGGAGGCAGGGACGGAAGUGGAGUUAAACGUAGCCCCGGCGUCGGCCGAGUCCUCGGCUGCCUCUCCCAACCUGUGUGUGCGAGCAGGGUGCACCAACCCUGCUGUGGAGAGCCGGGACUGGGACAAAGAAUACUGCAGCAAUGAGUGUGUGGCCACACAUUGCAGGGACAUUUUCAUGGCCUGGUGCUCAAUCAAGAGCCAGAACUCCACAACUGUGAAGUAA
Chanos chanos (milkfish) is the source of this 2055-nucleotide messenger RNA. It is a transcript of the gene tox4a, whose product is annotated as TOX high mobility group box family member 4 a. NCBI's taxonomy places the organism in Eukaryota, Metazoa, Chordata, Actinopteri, Gonorynchiformes, Chanidae. Gene Ontology annotation, cellular component: nucleus. The record is from RefSeq and is a predicted model, not a curated record. Bases 1 to 2055 code for a protein of 684 amino acids. The transcript is spliced from 10 exons. Gene Ontology annotation, molecular function: chromatin DNA binding. Gene Ontology annotation, biological process: regulation of transcription by RNA polymerase II.